Messenger RNA from Ctenopharyngodon idella (grass carp), 4639 nucleotides. RefSeq names its product zinc finger protein 135. The transcript has 9 exons. Lineage: Eukaryota; Metazoa; Chordata; Actinopteri; Cypriniformes; Xenocyprididae. The record is from RefSeq and is a predicted model, not a curated record. The coding region runs from base 125 to 2803 and encodes 892 amino acids.
UUGAUUUUUAAAAGACUCGAGUGUUUUUGUCGUAUCGCGGCGCUUUUAUUUUAAAUAUUUCAGACAGGAUGUGACGUCACGUACGCAGCCUAACCCAGUUAGAGAAGCUUCAACAACAUUCCCUAUGGACGAAGAAAACUGCGCUGAAAUCACCAACACAGGCGUCCGGCUGCCCCUGGCGUCUCUGCGGCUGCUGGUCCCGCCGCUGCACCUCAUGUCUGCCUUCAUGUGGCAGGUGCUGCAGCAGAAGAGCGUGAUGCAUUAUGGGAGGCUGGAGGAGUUUGUCUCCAUGGUGACGGAGACUCUGCCGCAGCUGCUGGGAUACAGGCGGAGAUCUCAGCUGAUGCUGGGCCUGAGAGCGAGGAUGGUUCUGGAGUUGUGUCGCAGUCCGGCGGAUCUCAGAAUCAUGCAGGCUCAUCUGGACCGAUUACAGCUUCCUGCCGCGGCGCCUGGAGAGCCGGCUCCUGACGCUGAUCUCAGAACCUGCGUUGUUAAUUUCAAAGCGUUGGUUCUGGCGCUGCUGAAAGACCCGGUUGAGAAAGCUUAUUUCUUCCAGGAAGUGUUUCCUUUGGAAUAUGGCGCUGGAUUUGACACGGCGCUGAAGGAACUGAUGUGGGAUCUGCUGUCUGGCCUGGAGAAACUGCUUCCUGUGCCGCACUUCAAACAGACAUUGUCGUGGCUCAAUCCUGCCCCCGCUGGCCUGGAGGAGUGUAUGCAGACCGACCCGAACGACCUGCACCUGCUUCUACAGCAUCAUGGGCUGUUCGGAGGCGCAGAAACACAGAGCUGGCAGAAAGGUGCUCCACGCUCCUCCGCUGACUGUAUCGUCUCCUCUCUGUCCGUCCCUCCGUCGGCGCGAGUGGCUCUGUCCUCGGAGCAGGUGCUGUACCACGUCCAGCCGCUGAGUCCAUCCGCGCUGACCUCCGACACCAUCAUCGUCACGGACUACACCGAGGUGGAACUGAGCAGUCAGGAGGAGCCCGAGGAGAAGCUGGAGGGAGGCGUGGAGGAGCUGCUGGAGGAAGAGGGUCCUGCUGUCGAUCCUGCGCUCUUCACUGACACACCAGCGCAAGCUGACACAUCACAUGAUGCCGCCACCACCACAACAACGCCCCAUGAUGACACGAGUGCUGCGACGAACCAGCCUGAUGUCAGUCUACAGGUGGAUGAAUCCGACCAGCUGAACGCCACGGACGAGACAGACAGGCCUGACGCUCGUCCUGAGGCAGGAAGUGACAUCACAUCACCGCAGGACGUCCAAGUGUCCAUAUCAGACGUUACCCAGAAACCCCCGGCGCGGAGAGGGCGAGGAAGACCCAGGAAAAGUACAGAGUCCACAGAGAAACAAAUCACGGUAAAAACGCCUCGUCGACGGGAACGAGCCGCAUCGGUCAAACCGGACAACAUCACGGAGGAACGGAGUGACGUCACACCACAUGGAGACUGUAAAGACGCCUCUGACAGCAGACCUGAAACUCCUCAGAGCGGACCGGAACCUUCUACUGGUCCGUAUCGCACACGCAAAACCAGCAAAACCGAGCCGCUGGCCGCCGACAACCCUCGCGCUCGGCACGCGUGCGACACCUGCGGCAGGAAGUUCACCCGCCGGUCGGACGUGCAGCGGCACCAGCUGACACACACGGGCGAGCGGCCCUUCCACUGCAGCCAGUGCGAGAAGACCUUCCAGCACGCCUGGGACUUGACCAAACACUGCCGCAAGAUGCACGGCGAGGCCGGCUUCACCUGCCGCGUCUGCCAGAGCGCCUUCGCCAACCUGCGCGUGCUGACGGCACACCACAAGAAGAGCCACGGUGGCGAACUGCCGCACUACUGCUCCAUCUGCGGCGAGGCCAGCGCCACCCUCCCCGCCCUCGUGCAGCACCGCAAGAGCCACAGCGCCACGCAGCAGUACCGCUGCCAGCAGUGCGGCGAGGGCUUCGACACGCUGCUGCAGAGAUCCCUGCACCGGCAGAGCCACCGCCGACGCCACCAGUUCAAGUGCCCGCAGUGCGAGAAGACCUUCACGCGCCGCACGGACGUCAAGAGGCACCAGCUGAGCCACACGGGCGAGCGGCCGCACCAGUGCUCGCUCUGCGGGAAGCGCUUCGGCCUCCGCGCCGGCCUCCAGAAGCACCUGGUGACGCACACGGGCGAGCGGCCGUUCCAGUGCCCUCACUGCAGGAAGAGCUUCACGCAGCUGUCCAUCCUGCGGCGGCAUGAGCGCAUGCACACGGGCGAGCGGCCCUACCUCUGCUCGCAGUGCGGCAAGCGCUUCCUCUCACUCGGGGAGCUGAUCAAGCACGACAAGACGCACGCGGAGGACCGGCCGCACUCCUGCCCGCAGUGCCACAAGGCCUUCAAGUUCAAGCGAGCGCUGCAGGAGCACCUGCUGUCCCACAGCGGCGCCCGGCCGUACCCCUGCAGCUACUGCGGCAAGAUGUUCGCCAAGCCCUUCGCACUCAACAGACACCACCUGAUCCACACGGGCGAGCGGCCGUUCUCCUGCGGUCACUGUGAGCGCACCUUCCUCACCGCCACCGAGCUGGCACUGCACGAGCGCAUCCACACGGGCGAGCGGCCCUUCUGCUGCGCCGUCUGUCCCAGGAAGUUCCGCAGCUCCUCGGAGUUGGCGCGGCACCGGCGCAGUCACUCGGACCAGCGGCCCUAUAGCUGCGGCUACUGUCCCAAAGCCUACGCCAGCGCCGCCAAGCUCAAGAACCACACCAGGAUCCACACGGGCGAGAGCAAACCCAAACGCUCCGCCGCCGUCACUGUCGCGGAGGUGAGCGUUGUUUUAUCGUAGAGGAGAUCGCUGGGUUUCUCUGUGAUUGGAGCGACUUCUGUUGACAUGCCUGCACUGAUUCAACACUGAACGUUACGGAUGAAGAGUUUUAUACGAACAUGUUCGUUAUCUUUAGUUCUCAACUCAAAUACUGAUACUUUGAUUUUUGGGUGAACGAUUCCUGUAAGGUUCUGUCAUCAUUUACUCUCCCUCACGUCAUUCAAACGCAUAAGACUUUCAUCUUCAGAACGCACAUGAAGAUGUUUUAAUGAAAUCUGAGAGAUUUCUGUCCCUCCAUUCAAACUCUGACGCUUCAAAACAUUCAUAAACAGAUGAUAAACCCGUCUUCUGAAGAGACUCAAUCACUUUAUAUGAUCAACUGAUUUAAUUUAAGCUUUAAUUCACAUAUAAACACUGAUAAACACACAUAUAGCAUCAAAUAUGGUAAAUGGAAGCUCAAGCACGUUUCUGUUUAUGUUCGCGGAUCAAUGUUUAUGAUGUUUAGUGAUGGAGUCUCUGCUCCAUUCAUAUGGGUUUAUUUUAUCAUCUGUUUAUGAAUGUUUUGAAGCAUCAGAGUUUGAAUGGAGGGACAGAAAUCUGUCAGAUUUCAUUAAAACAUCUUCAUUUGAGUUCUGACGAUGAACAAAAGUCUUAUGCGUUUGAAUGACGUGGGAGAGUAAAUGAUGACACAAGUUUCAUUUUAACCCUUGAAUGUCAAACUGCUGCAGGUGAAAGAUGAGCUGCUGGAUUGUGUGCCAUGCUUCAUGUCUUCAAACAGGUUUCUCAAACCCGUCUCUCAUUGGUUCGUCAAACAGAUAGUCCCGCCCUAAUCUCAUCUCAUUGGUUGUCUGGCCGCUCAUGCAAACUAUUCGAUGUUGUGAAAGCAUCAGUCAACACGAAGAUGACUGAAGUACAGUGAACGUCACGUGUGUUAUAUGGACUUAUACUGUGUAACAGAUGUUUCAAUCUAACCCUCUUUCAAACAGAUCAAUAUUUGUAAGUUUAGCUAUUAAACGUUUUCCAUCACAAACAGCAUCAGUCAAGCCGAAUGUGAGAAUGUCCACAAGGUGGCGCUCUAGACUGCGUCUGAAGGCUUCAGACAUUCAUGUGUUCAGUAGGUCAUUUCAAGUCUUUUUAUUGGACUUUUGUCUUAAUAUUAAAACAUCAGAAGUACUGAAACAUCUUAUAAACAUCUAAUAAAUACAUACACAACUAAAAAUGUAUAAAUUGAUAGUUAAAUGCAAAAGCUUCUAUAGAAAUGUAUAAAUCACGUCACUAUUCAAAAAAGAACAAACUUUAGGAGGUAAUUUAAUCAGAAGUCAUCAGAUGUCUUCGUUUAUUUACAGCAGCGCUUUAUGUUCUCAGGCUCAAACUCACGUUGAGUUUCUUUAGUGUUUUGGAAACAGAUGCCAGCAGAAAGUGAGAAUGGAAGGAAGGAAGGAAAUGAAAUGUGAAAUUAUUCUGGACUGUGUUCUCCUGAUGGAGGAAAGAGGAGUAAAUCUGUCUGUUUAACUCUUCAUUUACCAAGAACCUGCUUUCAGAUUUAUUAAAAUCUGAACAACACAUUUAGGUCUUUGCUUUCUUCUUCCAAAUCUAAUGAUCAGCCCAAGAGAACCCUGAAGGUCGUGUCUUCGGCUCAGUCUGGCGUUCAGCAGGAGUAAAUGUGGGUCGGUGAUAUGUGGGUUAUUUACUGAGAGGAAGAACCGCCUCGGCUUGUGAAUGUGUGAGAGAGGCGCUUCUGUUCUCUCUUCGUGACCAAUUAGUUCUGUGUCUGAUGGUGGUCUUUCAUCUGGACCCGCUGAAGUGGGACAGAAGAGAGACAAGAGGGUCCAUGAAUAAACGCCUCACAAAAACACA